AUGGGACUUCAAAUUUCGCGAAGUAGCAGACCGAAAACACGCGGAAGAAAAAGGAAUCCACGUGGGAAAGGUAUGCAUGGGGUGAUUGGGACUGCUGAUAAAAACGAGUUGUUGUUAACUGUCAUAAUGGAGUUUCCAAAAAUAUCCGAAAGUAUAUAUCAAUAUAACGAGACAUUGAACUUGUCCAGAAGCGAAACUUUCCUGCUCUUGAAAGAAGAUUUGCUUGUUUGUCCUGUCACUGUAAAACUUGCGUUGGUGACGGCUGGAUUGUAUGCGGUAUCCCACCAGUUGACUUAUAUAUCUAAAACUAAUGCAACAGUACCACUGAAGAGGAGCGUCGCAUCACAAGUGCACAUCAGUGAAGAUAUGCUCCGUCUCGCCGAAGUGUUGCAUGUCUUGGGCUCAGGGUCUUCAUCCACGCAGUAUGCCUUUCAUUCUGUCAGUGUGGAUAACGGAAAAGGCUUAGUUAAAUCAGAUUCGCUCGACACCCAUACAGAACUCAUUCCAGUAUGUAAAUCCGUGAACUUUGAUCAUCAGGCUGCAUAUCGACCAGGUUCACAAUGCUUCUGUGUACACAAAGACUACCAAGUCACAAACCCUCCUCAGAGUGUAGCUGUGAUCGGAGACGGGGCUGCCAGUUUCGAAUUUUCUGAAUGUCAGCCAGUGGGUGAUUACGAGGAAACGAUACUUCCGGCGAGUACCAGCCUAGGAAAAGGAGCCCCAGCUAUAGUUUACCAACUCCAGCUGAAGUUGACAGAAAGUCCUGUGGCUCGUUUGUUAUUUCUGGAGCUGUACGGCGUAGAUAUAAGAAGCUUGACAGAAGAUCAAUUUGCCGAAUGGGCAGAGGUAGCGGAUCUGCCUGAAACUGCCUCAAUGUACCGAGAUUUUCGUCAUGAUGUGGACCAUUAUGCCAUUAAAUGUCAUUUGACGAGCGUGGAAGACAGAUUCAACGUUAGGUUGAUUCUAGGCGAUUGCCAUGAUCUCCAUAGUGGUUCCGAUUCAGCCUCUUAUGUACGUGAUCUAUUCAUCUACGGAGAAUCGCCUCAGAAAAUCGCCUUGGCAACUAGCUACUUCGCUGCCACUCUGAAUAAAGUGAGAAAAGAUCAAAUUCUACUCCCUGAUGGUCAGUUAUUCUGUCUAUCCUCAGAUGGGGAGCUUUUACAGUGGAUUACACCCAAACUGCCCGAAGCGUCUGACUGCGUUCUGCUUAGCCUGCGUAAGAAGGUGACAGUCAAGAGGAGCGGGGAACUGGAGAAUGAGGGCAGAUUUUCCGUUUCUUAUCAGCUUCCUCAACAAUAA
Molecule: messenger RNA, 1299 nt
Organism: Opisthorchis viverrini
Lineage: Eukaryota; Metazoa; Platyhelminthes; Trematoda; Opisthorchiida; Opisthorchiidae
Exons: 1
Coding region: 1-1299 (432 amino acids)
Source: RefSeq, a predicted model, not a curated record